AUGUCUAACGAGCGUCUGGAUUUCGAAUCUCUCAAAGACGAAGCGCGCGGCCUCCUCAACGAAGUCGACCUUCUCAUCCUCACUAAGUUUGAAACCGCCAUCUCUUCGUCCUUGGAACCCAAUGUUGAGGAGAAAGCAAUUCGAUUUGUUGCCGAUUUGAUCUUAUUUGAUGCAAAAGAAUCAGAGUCUUUUGUAACAAGCACUUGGCAAGUCCUUACACAUAUUGCUUCACGAAUCCCUUCCAGUCACUAUGGGCAGGAAGUCCUCAUUCGAGUUGUUAAUAUGCUGGAACAUUGCGGUCCAUGGACUGACCUCCCGGGCCCUACAUUUGAGCUCGACGCUGAGGACGACAGAGAAUUCUCACAGGCUGAGUGGCUCAACUUAAAUUCUUUCAUCGCUCGGUUGUUCAAUCUCAAGGGCAAACGGUUUGGUAACUUUGCGAUAUGGGAGCUACGGAACGGCCUUGAGGAAGACGCGAGCGAUGCCGGUAGUGCAGCUGCUGCUGAUGCGCGAGUUCUUGUUGCUUCUGAGUGGAUCAAAAGGAGCGGCGCACGACUGUGGCAUGAAUCUGUGCUAGGUACGUUCUCGACGGAGCCAGAGGACGCAGCUCAUGGGAGCCCAUACAGAGGUGGCUCAUUGUUUCAUGGCACAAGGGGCUUCAAUCUUGAGCGUUGGGGCUUUUGGAAGCGUCGACUCGUGGAGCUACGCAACGGCGCCGAUGCGUCGGUUCAGUCAGCGAUUGAUGACGCGGUGCAGACAAUGUCAUCUAUAGAGAAGGAGCAUCAACUAAGCAGCUUGUUGGCAUAA
Messenger RNA from Clonostachys solani, 807 nucleotides. The record is from the annotation of a GenBank genome assembly. NCBI's taxonomy places the organism in Eukaryota, Fungi, Ascomycota, Sordariomycetes, Hypocreales, Bionectriaceae.